UCUUUUGAAUAACAACAAGAGUGAUCGACAGAGCCUUAUAUGUCAAGUUUUUACACAUAUCUUCUACAAAUGCCUCAAUUGGACAUUUCUUUUCUAUAACAGCAAAUCGGUGCACCACAGCUCCGCAUCAGCACAGGUUUCACACAGCACACUCCUUCUGCCGCCAGCGCCGGGUAGUGGUAGCAACAGAAAAUAACGGAAAAAAGAGGCUUCCCAUAAAGCAACAGAAAAUAACGGAAAAAAGAGGCUUCCCAUAACAGAUAUGUCGGGGACCCCCACUAUCACGACGGCGAUCAGUACCGCUACGACAACGACGUUAAGGACGCGUAAAGCGAACGCCUCUCAAACAAAACGCAAGCCACUCACCGCCCUCGACGUGCCUGAAGACAUGAGCCCGCAGCUUGUCCGCAUCGCAUCCUCAUUACGGACAGCUUUUGAGAAGAGGGUAUGGACGGCCCUCUGCCAAGUGCCGAGGGGCCAGGUGACUACGUACGCGGCGCUCGCGGCUCACCUUGGCUCGUCCCCGCGAGCGGUGGGCAACGCGUUGCGCCGCAACCCGUUCGCUCCGCAGGUCCCCUGCCAUCGGGUGGUGGCGACGGGUGGGGCGCUGGGGGGCUUCAAAGGUAAAUGGCCGCGGGACGGGGAAGGGAUCACGCUGGACGAAAAGAGGGCUCUGUUACGGCGGGAGGGGGUGAGGUUUGACGAUGCGGGGAGAGUGGUCGGGUCGCCUUUUGUUGCGUUUAGGUGAUCGGUUCUGUCUUCAUUACGCUCUGGAUGGUGCAUGAGGUUUAACAGGAGUAUUUGUCUCUGCGUUUCUACUUGGUACCAUGCUGGGUUGAAAAUAUCUGCAGGGUUAUCACUCACCCCUUCAGGUAUUAUUGUUGUUAUAGGCAUUCCUUCCUUCGCUAAUACCUCGUACAUAGUAUGUCAGAAAACUUGCCAAGAGUCCUACCCUGGCAUGAUGCCCCGG
Sodiomyces alkalinus F11 is the source of this 970-nucleotide messenger RNA. Its product is annotated as RING-2-like protein. The transcript has a single exon. Gene Ontology annotation, biological process: DNA repair. Gene Ontology annotation, molecular function: methylated-DNA-[protein]-cysteine S-methyltransferase activity. The record is from RefSeq and is a predicted model, not a curated record. NCBI's taxonomy places the organism in Eukaryota, Fungi, Ascomycota, Sordariomycetes, Glomerellales, Plectosphaerellaceae. Bases 263 to 748 code for a protein of 161 amino acids.